Messenger RNA from Rotaria sp. Silwood2, 717 nucleotides. Lineage: Eukaryota; Metazoa; Rotifera; Eurotatoria; Philodinida; Philodinidae. The record is from the annotation of a GenBank genome assembly.
AUGUUAAGUGUAAUUGAAAGUAUUCGAAUGAGAUUAAAAAAACGUGUUGGUUGUUUUGGUUUAUAUGGUUAUGAUUUUAUGAUUGAUCAAGAUAUGAAAGCUUGGUUAAUUGAAAUAAAUGUUAAUCCAGCAUUAACAACAAAUACAAAUACACUUAUUCAAGCUAUUCCACCUGUUGUUAAAGAAUCUAUUUUAUUAUCAAUUGAAUGUUUUGAAAAAAUUCGUCAUGAACGAAAAGAUUCAUUACCAUAUAUUGAAAAAAAGUGUGCUAUAACAUCUUUACCAAAUACACGAAAAGGACAAUUAUCACCAAUAAAUAAUUUUCCAACACGUUCAAAUACAAUGAAUUCUGGUAAAAUUUUACAAAAACAAAAUGAUCAAAAAAUAUUAUCUACAGAAAAAGCAAUAUUAUCAUAUCAAACACGUCAAAAAGAUGAACGUCCAUAUUCAAUGAAUUAUAAUGAACGUUUAUCAUCUUCAUUUAAAAUAAAUAAUUCAAUUACAUAUGAAAAAGAUUCGAUGUUAAUUAAAUAUCAAACAAUUCAAAGAUAUCGAACAAAUUUUGAAAUUUUAAAACCAGCAACUGUUAUUGCUGAAGAAUGGGACAAUUUAGAUGAUAUACAAAAAAAUCGUCUAUCAAUUGGAGGUUCAAAAAGUCUUAUACUUAUUUCAAAAUGUUCAACUAGAAAUAAAUCUAAUAAAACUCUUCAAACAUAG